Molecule: messenger RNA, 898 nt
Organism: Sitodiplosis mosellana (orange wheat blossom midge)
Lineage: Eukaryota; Metazoa; Arthropoda; Insecta; Diptera; Cecidomyiidae
Gene: Rpp30
Product: ribonuclease P protein subunit p30
Biological process (GO): tRNA processing
Cellular component (GO): nucleolar ribonuclease P complex
Molecular function (GO): RNA binding
Source: RefSeq, a predicted model, not a curated record
AGCAAUAAACAACAUAUGAAGGUGAACAGAAGAACAUAACCUCGAAAAAUUCACCUAGCCGCUGAAACUUCUCAAUUAAAAACAAAUAAACGAUGGAAAUCACAAAAGGUUUUUAUGAUUUAAAUGUGCCGUAUCAAACGAACGAGAAUGAGUUGAUUGCAAUUUUGAAUGAACUGUAUGAUGUUGGAUAUCGAACAAUUGCAAUUGAUGAAACAUUUGAUCACACAAAAUGCAAUCGCAAGGCAUCUGACAUAUUCCCUGCUCCAUCCGAUUUGACCAGCCUGCGAGAGAAAUUCCAGAACAAACUGAAAAUACUGAGCCGGCUCUCAAUUGUCUUUUCACAAAAUGUGAUACUGCACGACAUGAACACAUCAUCCAACAUAAAGAAGUACAAUUUGAUCUGUGGAAUUCCAGUGACAGAAGCGGCGAUGCAGUAUGCAUGUUCAACAUUACCGGGAGACAUCAUCGGGAUGGUGCAUAAUGAUGCAACCAAAGUGUUUUUAAUCAGUCACAAGCAUUAUUUGAUGGCGGCACGACGUGGGAUUUACUUUGAAAUUCAGUAUGCACCCGCCAUUCGCAAUUCAAACCAACGAAAAGAUCUUAUUGUUGUGGCACAGAACAUUGUCUCACAUCGCAAAGCCAAAACAAUUGUGAUUACCGGCGGUGCAUUGAAUCCAUUCCAAGUACGGAGCCCAUACGAUGUGGCCAAUUUGGGUCUUAUAUUUGGAUUGAGUGAGGAGCAGUCGAAAAGUGCAAUUUCAAAUGUCUGCCGAACAAUCGUAUUGAAAGCCGAGGGUCGACGAUAUGGAAAGACGGUGAUUUUUGCCAAAAACACACAAGAGUCCAGCGGUGAUGAAGAGGAAAAUGACAGUGAAUCAGGAGAAGAAGAAGAAGAAGA